GCUGCUGUGUUUACAAGCUCAUGCAUUGACAGGGAAAUAAAACUCAACUCUUUUUUGGAUUAAACCGAGUUCUCUGAUUGACUACAGACAUGAGACUACGAGGUUUCCUGUGCAUUGUUGCUGGAAUUGCUGUAAUCCUGCUGAUAUGGGGAGUCUCCAUCAGUCCAUCCAACAUACAUGAUAUUGUGAGACAGAUUAUUCUUGGAAUUCCACAGAAAGUAGCACACCCAACCACUGCACCUAAACCCGCGAUAAAAUGCAACCUGUCCAGACGCUGUCCACCUGACCACUUUGCUUUCCAUAUCAUAAGCGGAGCAGCUGACGUUGUUGGGCCUAAUAUCUGCUUUGAGGGUAAAAUCAUCAUGAGCAAUCUGUUGAAUAACGUGGGAUUAGGGCUGAACAUGGUGCUGGUGAAUGGUGAAAAUGGGGUGAUUGAAAAGUUUGACUAUCUUAAUAUGAAAGAUGGAAACCCAAAGGACAUCCUGGCAUAUCUGAAGGCAAUCAAACCUGGAACAAUUGUUCUGGUGGCGUCGUUUGAUGAUGUGACCCCAAAAAUGACAAAUGAAAUGAGGGAGAUAUUUGUUGGAUUGGGAAGCAGCCUGAUCAAGUCUGUGAAACGCAGAGAUACCUGGGUGUUCGCUGGAGGUGGUGGGACAAGCAAGAACAGCCCCUUCGAAAAGCAAGCCGUCAGUGAUGAGAAAACCAACAUUUAUGGAGCAUGGCCGGAGAUGGUUGAGGUAGCUGGCUGUUUUCCCAGGAAAUCCUAAUUGAUGGACUGCCCGCAAAGGACACUGACGGGGGAUUGUAGACUUAGCUUAAGAUUUUCUUUUCUGUUUUUGUUGUGUCACCUCUAAACAUGUU
This is a messenger RNA of Myripristis murdjan (pinecone soldierfish), 861 nucleotides long. RefSeq names its product protein FAM3C. The record is from RefSeq and is a predicted model, not a curated record. The transcript is spliced from 9 exons. NCBI's taxonomy places the organism in Eukaryota, Metazoa, Chordata, Actinopteri, Holocentriformes, Holocentridae. Bases 90 to 767 code for a protein of 225 amino acids.